This is a messenger RNA of Moesziomyces antarcticus, 2631 nucleotides long. RefSeq lists its product as uncharacterized. The record is from RefSeq and is a predicted model, not a curated record. Lineage: Eukaryota; Fungi; Basidiomycota; Ustilaginomycetes; Ustilaginales; Ustilaginaceae. Bases 1 to 2631 code for a protein of 876 amino acids. Gene Ontology annotation, molecular function: phosphatase activity. The transcript has a single exon. Gene Ontology annotation, biological process: dephosphorylation. Gene Ontology annotation, cellular component: nucleus.
AUGGCGCAGCCCGUGGUGCAACAGCCCGCCUUGUCGCCGCCGCUCUCGCCAUCGGCGCAUACCAUCCCCUCGGUCGUCCCCUCCCCCGUCACGGAGUUCGGCUCCAAGCCUGUGACCUUCCCGCAUCGUCCGCCAGCACCUGCAUCAUCCUCGUCGUCCCAGACCAGCAACAACAACAACAACUCUCGUCCCAACAAAGAAAAUGGCGCAAACAGGUCCCGUCAAUCCAGGUCGCGGCCCACCUCCUCCUCCGGGAAAACACAGUCUCAACACGCCGGGGCGACGUCCCAGAACGGCAAAGCCAACGGUGCAGCUGAUGCUGUCCAUAAAGGCGCCACCAACGGCCACGCCAAUGGUCACAGCCACCACACCCAUUCCAACGGUGUCGACGCCGCCAACGAUCCGUCCAUAGCAAACGCACCCGGUGCCGCCUUGUCCAUCGCCACCAAGCCGCAAGAUCGAGACCCUAGCCUGCUGCGUCAACCACCGCAGUCCAAGGGCUUCGACGGCAUCAGCAGCUACCAGCUCGACCACAACGGUCGCAUCCCCGCCAGCGAGUACAACUACCUCCAGCGCGACAAGCUCGUCGCCAGCGCGCACAGGUCGGCCAUCUCCGCGGGCAACUAUCACUGGCUCGCACUCAUGGAUCUCUCCCACCUCGCCUCCCAGCAUCACCUCAGCCCUUACAGCGUCAUGAAGUUCGGUCCGCGCGGAUCCCCCUUUGCGUACAUCCCCAUCACUUUGCAGCAGCCCGAUGCGGUUCACACCACCAUGAUGCGCCAGCGCGACGAGGAACGCCAGGCGAAAGCGUGGCUCAUCGCAAAGCGUCGCCGCAAAGUCGCGGCCGUGCACAGCGACGACGACGAUCUGCCUGUGCUUCGCCUCCCAGCCGACGUCUUCAAGAAGCCGUCCCAGCCCGUACAAUCUCGCGACGCCAGCACAGCACCUGCCCAGCUUGGAACCAAGCGCCCCGCAUCCUUCACGACACCGCCCGACACGCGUGCAAGGUGUGUAUUACGCACCGACGCCGACACAGACGGAUCCGAGCUCAAACAGGUCGAGCGCGACCUGGGCGAGGCCAUGGCCGAGUCCAUUUCCGCAACGGCCGCGCCCGAGCCCGCCUCGUCAUCGGAGGAGGACGAGGUGGCGCCAGUAUCGCGUUCGGACCAAGUCGACCUCUCGCGCUUCGACCGCUCUACGCGAAUGGCCGAGAAUGGCUCUGCUGCGCCAGAACGCUCAUGCGCCAACGGUGACACUCAGCCCAACGCGCAGCCCAACGCGCAAGGCAACCAAGGUCCGAACAAGGACACAUUGGCCGACGAGCUCAUGACGUCGUCAGAAGCGGGAAGCAGCGUCGAGGUGGGCGGACCCCUGGACAAGGAGCGCGUCAUGGCGCAGGAGAUGGAGAACGUCGACACGACCGCCCCCAAGCCGGGCCAUGUCGACGAGCGCGCACCCGCCGUGACAGACAACAGCUCGCUUGGCCCGCUCGUGCACACGACAGGCAACGGCUCCGGACCUGCGAGCAGCCUAGCCGAGUCGUCAUCGGCCGAGCAGCAGCAGCAGCAGCAACAGCUGCAGAAUCAGCUGGCCAUGAAGACGUCGGACACGCAUCCGAUCCACAUCAGCCCCAUCCUGCCAGACGAGCUGCUGCCCGAAGUCGGACGGCGCAUCCGUGCGCUCGCCGAGCCGCAGCUGCGUGCACUGCGCGCCGACAGCGCCGCCGCGGGUACUGCGGCGACGGAGCGCUACUUUGACGACCACGCGCACGAGCAGGUGCACUGCGGCCGUCUGAUCCGGCUGCAUCACAUGCUCGACCUCGCCGCGGUCACCGCCACCGAUCCGAGCGCCAACUAUCUGUCGCAGUCGCAGCUGGCCGAACAGGCGGCGCGCGAGAACACGCAGGCGCUCAACACGAUCCCCGGCGCCAACGACGAGGGCAGCGUGGGCAACCUGCUGCUCUCGUCGUGUCCGGGCAAGAAGGUGCGGCUGUCUGGGCCGGUGCGUGGGCGCGGGGCGAUCUGCCGCGACCUCGGGCUGGACCUGGCGCGCAUCCACAGCAUCGGCGUGCGCGCGGUGGUGUGCUGCCUCAACGACGAGGAGCUCGAGUACCUCGGUGCGCCGUGGGCCGAGUACGAGCGCGAGGCGGACCGGCUCGGGCUCGACGUCUUCCGGCUGCCCAUGGCGGAGGGAUUCGCGCCCACCAAGGUGGCCGAGAUGGACGCCGCCAUGACGGCCAUUGUGACCGACUGCACGCUGCGCGGCACCAAUGUGCUGGUGCACUGCCGUGGCGGCGUGGGCCGCGCCGGCUUGAUCGCGUGCGCGUGGCUGUUGAAGAUGGGCUUUGUCGCCGACAAGCCGCCGCGCACAUCGUCCAAGGACAAGGCGCAGAAGUUCCUGCCUCAUGCGCACGAGCUGGACGAUAAGCCUCGCAAGCCGCGUGCGUCGGAGGUGGACGAUGCCGACGACGACGCGGAGACGAUUCUCGAGACGGUGCGCUCGCUCAUUGAGACGAUCCGCCGACGCCGCAGUCCCAAGGCAAUCGAGACGGCCGAGCAGGUGCGCUUCCUGGUCGACUACCUCACCUAUCUGCACCGACAGGAACGGCUGCGUGCGCAGGUGGGCCGUUGA